Messenger RNA from Adineta steineri, 1193 nucleotides. The record is from the annotation of a GenBank genome assembly. NCBI's taxonomy places the organism in Eukaryota, Metazoa, Rotifera, Eurotatoria, Adinetida, Adinetidae.
AUGAUAUCUAAAAUGAAACUUGAAAUGUUACCAAAUGAAUUAUUACUGGAUUUAUUUGAAUAUUUUGAUUGUAUUUAUCUUCUUCGUAGUUUCUUUGGUUAUAAUAAUCGUUUUAAUCACCUUAUUUAUAUUUAUUUACAAACUCAUCAAUUAAAUCUAGAAUUUAUAUCAAAAGAUAAUUUUGAUUUAAUUUCACAAAAAUAUUUAUCAUCAUUAACUCAUCAUAUUAUUUCACUUCGUCUUUCAAAUGAACAAACACCGAAUUUAUCUAAUCUUCUUUUUUCAUCUAAUUUUACAAUUGAUAAAUUUUUUUAUUUACAAUCACUUUAUUUGCAUUAUAUUCCUUCGCUUGAUAUAUUAAUUGAAAUAACAUAUUAUUGUAAAAACCUUAUUUAUCUUACUGAUCUUACGAUAAUUAAAUGUAAUAUUAAUGAAAAAUUAAAAAAUUGUAUAAAUUUAUUUCAUAAUAUAUGGAAUAUACCAAAAUUAUCCUAUUGUAAUUUAGAUGGUAUUGAAUUAAAAUGUUUUUCAUUAUUAUUUAUGUCGAAAAUAUCAUUAACAAUUAAGAAACUUUUUAUUGAAAAUAUUUCAUGUGAUUUAUCUUAUUUAUUUUGUAUAUUAAAUUGUACACCUAAUUUAGAACAACUUUCUACAACAAUUUAUUCUUAUUCUACUAAUACAAAUCUUGAUGCUAUUAUUCAAUCAAUGAAAUCAUUAAAAAUAUAUUAUCAAGGUUCAAUCGAUUCAUUGAAAACUAUUUUAUCUCAAAUGCCUAAUCUAACUCAUUUAAAAAUCGGAACAUUGGAUUUAAUUAUGGAUGGAAAUGUAUGGAAACAAAUAUUAAAUGAGUAUUUAUCUAAAAUUGAAAUAUUUCAAUUAAAAAUGAAAUUAGAAUUUGAAGGAAAUGAUACUGAUGUCGAAAAAAGUGUUAAUCAAUUACUUGAUAGUUUUAAUACAAGAUUUUGGAUUGAAGAACAUCGAUGGUAUGUGCGUUGUGAUUGGGAAUUAUCAGAAAUAACUACAUAUGCUUUUCUCUAUACACUUCCAUAUGCAUUCAAGACAAUUUAUUAUUUAAAUGAAUGUAAUACGAGAUCUACUUGUGAUGAUGAAGAAAAAUAUCGAUCAUAUAAAUGUGUUGAAAUGUUCGAAAAUAGUUAUAGGAAAAGUAUGUUAUUACAUAAUUUUAAUCUUGU